Messenger RNA from Fonsecaea multimorphosa CBS 102226, 2022 nucleotides. RefSeq lists its product as uncharacterized. Gene Ontology annotation, molecular function: beta-glucosidase activity. The coding region runs from base 1 to 2022 and encodes 673 amino acids. NCBI's taxonomy places the organism in Eukaryota, Fungi, Ascomycota, Eurotiomycetes, Chaetothyriales, Herpotrichiellaceae. The record is from RefSeq and is a predicted model, not a curated record. The transcript has 3 exons. Gene Ontology annotation, biological process: carbohydrate metabolic process.
AUGCUUUAUGCGGAGAAGGUUACACUUGUGUGGCAAUCUGUUUGCCAGCAACCACCAUCUCCAGACCAGCAACAUGUCCGUGGGGCAGGUACAAAUGGUGUUGACAUCUACAAUGAAUCCGAGAAUGUGCGAAGCAAAACUCCAGCCUCCUACACGUCCAAUAUGGCAUCCUGGAUAGCUCUCUUGUUAUUUGGGCUGGGUUCAGCCACAGCGCAACAAUACUAUAUCCCCGUGACAGGCACAUCGGCAAGACCUCAAUGCCAGGCCACACCAUCCUACUCACAGCCCACAUACUCGCCAUACUCUGCGUUUGCCUAUUCCAUGACCGAGACAGUACGCACUGCCACAUCAGUUCAGCCUGGCCCUACCAUCACUUAUGCGCCGCCCGCUGCUUCACUGACGAGCCUCCUCUCGUCGCUUUCGUUCACAACAUGGGGCAAGUGGGAUCCUAAUGCCACAGCCUCCGCCACGGACACGGACAACCCCUACGGAGAUGCUGCGUGGACCGCAUUAUGGAACACCACCGUCUCGCCGACUCCUAUCCCAACAACCGAGCUCGUACUGCCUCCUCCAGAUUACUUCGGACCGACGGAUUGCUAUUACUUCCCGGCUGAUUUUCAGUUUGGCGUUGCCGGUUCCGCUGCUCAAAUCGAAGGAGCCACCGCCGACGAAGGCAAAUCCCCUUCGCUCAUGGACAUUUUGAUCCAGGAUGAUCGCCCCAAGGACUAUGUCACAAACGAAAACUAUUACUACUACAAGCAAGAAAUAGAAAGACUGGCCUCGAUGGGGGUCAAGUACUACUCUUUCAGCCUUGCAUGGAGUCGGAUCCUGCCUUUUGCACUGCCUGGCACUCCUGUCAAUCGGCAGGGACUUGACCACUACUCUGACUUGAUCGAUUUUGUGCUUGAGAAAGGCAUGAUCCCAGUGUUGACCGUCCUACACUUCGACACUCCCGCGCAGUUCUUUGCUGCCAACCUGUCGGCGGCUCAGGCGAAACCCUUGAUAGGCUAUUCAAACGGCGGGUAUCAGAAUGAGACGUUCGUCGACGCCUACGUCAAUUAUGCAAAGAUUGUCAUGACGCACUACGCAGACCGCGUCCCGAUUUGGUUUACAUUCAAUGAGCCGUUCAUCUAUUCCUUCAAUGGCUUGUCGGUGGACCAUGUGCUCAAAGCCCAUGCCCAGGUUUAUCAUUUCUACAGAGAGUCAAUCAACGGAACGGGCAAAAUCUCGCUCAAGUUCAACGACAACUUCGGCGUGCCCCGCGAUCCCGCCAAUCCAAACGACGUCUAUGCAGCCGAUCAUUUCAACUCGUUCCAACUGGGGCUGUUCUGCAACCCGAUAUUUCUGGGCGAGGACUAUCCGGACAGCUACAAAGAGACGGUUCCAGAUUACGUGCCUCUCGCUCCAGAGGAUCUGGCCUACAUCAACGGGACAGCCGACUUUCUUGGUAUUGAUCCGUACACGGCAACCGUUGUCUCCCCACCAGUCGCGAACUCGACCGACUCGAUUCACGAGUGCUGCACCAACACGUCCAGCACUUACUUUCCAUACUGUGUGAACCAAAGCACAUUGACCACCACAGGCUGGGACGUCGGCUACCGCUCGCAGUCCUACGUCUACAUCACGCCGCGCUACCUCCGCCUGUACCUGUCGUACCUGUACAACACGUUCCACACGCCCAUCGUCAUCACCGAGUUCGGGUUCCCCGUCUUCGGCGAGGCCGAGCAGACCACCUUGAGCGACCAGCUCUCCGACAUGCCCCGCUCCGUUUAUUACCUGUCCUACAUGUCCGAGGUGCUCAAGGCCAUCUGGGAGGACGGCGUGCACGUCGCGGGCGCGUUCGCGUGGAGCUUUGCCGACAACUGGGAAUUCGGCGACUAUACCGCCCACUUUGGCCUGCAGACCGUCAACAGGACCACGCAGGAAAGGCGCUACAAGAAGAGCUUCUUCGACUUGGUCGACUUUAUGAAUACUCGGACCAUGCCUCCCCAGCAGGGCUGGUCAGGGGGUUGGACCUUCUGA